AUGCUGCAGGUGGCCCUGGGCCGCGUGCCGUCUCUGCUGAUCCGCGCGCGACCCUGUGGGCCGGGCCUGAGGCGGCUGUGGGGACGCGGAGCUCGUCCAGAGGCCGAGGGGAGAGGGCGGGCCUGGAGCUGGCGGCGCUGGAGCUCCGCGCCGGCGCCCGUGGCGGCGCACUACCGGCUCGUCUACACCUGCAAGGUCUGUGGGACCCGGUCGGCCAAGAGCAUCUCCAAGCUAGCCUAUCACCAGGGCGUGGUCGUCGUGAGCUGCCCUGGCUGCCAGAACCACCACAUCAUCGCCGACAACCUGGGCUGGUUCUCAGACCUGGAUGGGAAGAGGAAUAUUGAAGAAAUCCUGGCGGCCAAAGGGGAGCAGGUGUGCCGAGUUGUUGGUGAGGGGUCCCUAGAGCUGGUUUUAAAGGCUGCAGGGGCCCCCAAAUCCAGCGCUGCUCCGGAGGAGGGUGAGGACCAGGAUGCCAGCCACCCCAGCAAGAUGGAGCCUAGCUGAGGCCGCCUGCUGCCUUGGAGAAGGGUGCUUUAGCGGGGCUCUCUGGGCUUGCCUGUUUCAUAUCAAUAAACAGACGUCCCUUGUAGAUGGA
Molecule: messenger RNA, 595 nt
Organism: Manis pentadactyla (Chinese pangolin)
Lineage: Eukaryota; Metazoa; Chordata; Mammalia; Pholidota; Manidae
Gene: DNLZ
Product: DNL-type zinc finger
Exons: 3
Coding region: 1-504 (167 amino acids)
Biological process (GO): protein stabilization; protein folding; protein import into mitochondrial matrix
Cellular component (GO): mitochondrion
Molecular function (GO): protein-folding chaperone binding; DNA-binding transcription factor activity; sequence-specific DNA binding
Source: RefSeq, a predicted model, not a curated record